AAAACCUUAAGUACCGAGACCGAUGGGUUGGACCAGGUGGACAGCGAACCCAUGCCGAGACAUGCUCCUAGUGGCAGGAAAGAACCCGUUUCCAAGCUAACCAUGCAAGGACUGGCGCUUAUUGCGCAGACAAUCACAAAGCGCAAGAAUUCCACCAAAGUUGGCUCUGCUCUGCCGAUGUCGAAGACUGCGAAGCGUGGCUGGUCUCGUAGUUACGCCACGUCCUCUGUUAACGCCAUCACGCCUCAUUCCACGGACUCUGUUUUCGUAUGGCCCACACCUGACACUGCAUCAACAGCUGUUCCACUGCAAUCCCUCAACGAAGAUGAGCCACUAAGGCGAGAACCUCGUGAGAAGGAGCUGCUGUCCAUGCUUGAAACUGAAGUUUUCUUCGAUCAGUCGGUUCCCGUACACAGAGACGAAAGUGAUUCCAUCCCGUAUCGAAAACCCGUUGUCCGAGGUUCCCUGGAAGUAGCGAGCUCUGGUGGAUGGAAGCUAAAGCAAUAUCUAGACAGUAUUAGGCUCCCGGAACUAGAUGUCGUUGACCAUCGGCUACAAGAGCGUCAUUUCCCAAGUCUCCGUGGAGUUGGACUCCAACGGGUAUCGCGAGAAAGAAUUGAGAACAUGCGCAGUAAUGCCAAUCGACGUCAGUACGGCAUGGGUGUCAUCGGUCGAUUAUUAGGUCGACGAAUGAAGGCGUCAUCUACAAGGAGUGCUAAAGUUAAGGAGCAGCUGGACGACAUGGACGAUUACCGGCCUUAUUUCACCUACUGGAUCACUUUCACGCAAAUCCUCAUCAUGAUCAUUUCUUUGUUCAGUUAUGGAUUCGGCCCUUUCGGUUUCAGCAUUGUUGAGCAGCGAGCAUUGGUGACAGUUCCCAGUUUGGUGAAGCAAGCUGUAGAUUAUUGGGAGCCGGCAAAUUUUUGGCUUGGACCUCGAGCAAUCCUGGUCCUGAUAAUCGGAUCUCUGGAAGUGUUUGUGGAUUGGACCCUGCGCCAUCUAGCGGCUUGCAAAAACCAUCAAGGAGAAACUGAUUUCCGCGAUAGUUUUUCCACCUCUUUGGCUGUGGUGGCUCGUGAAUUGAAAGCCGCGGAUCACGUGACGUGCGAAAUCAUUGGCAGACCGUGUUGCAUCGGAAUCCACGGAGACUGUCGCAUCACAACUUUCGAAUAUUGUCAGUUUGUCAACGGAUAUUUUCACAAGAACGCCUUCUUGUGUUCUCAGGUGUCUUGUUUGGACAGCGUGUGUGGAAUGCUUCCUUUCUACAAUCCCGAGAAACCAGACCAGUUCUACAGAGUUUUCACGUCUUUGUUCCUCCACGCGGGUCUCAUACAUUUGGGCAUCACCGUUUUGGUACAGUGGUACGUGAUGCGGGAUUUGGAGAAGAUGGCGGGUCCUUUGAGGAUUGGCAUAAUUUACUUCACCGCUGGGAUCGGAGGCAAUUUGGCGUCUGCAAUUUUCAUCCCGUAUCGUGCUGAUGUGGGUCCUGCUGGAGCCCAGUUCGGACUCCUCGCCUGCCUCAUCGUGGAAGUCAUCAACGCGUGGCAGAUGCUGCGACACCCGCUCCAGGCCCUGGGCAAACUGGCUGGCAUCCUGCUCGUCCUCGUUGUCGUCGGGCUUUUGCCCUGGGUAGAUAAUUACGCGCACGUUUUCGGCUUCUUCUUUGGCUUCCUCAUGUCCUAUGCCUUGUUGCCGUUUGUGACUUUUGGCGACUACGACCGCAAGCGGAAAAUCCUGCUCAUAUUUGUGUGUAUCGGCGUCGCCGUGGCCUCGUUUGUCACGCUCAUGAUCCUGUUUUACGUGUCUCCGGUGUACGACUGCGAGGUGUGCAAGUAUUUCAGUUGCGUGCCUUUCGUGCGGGACUUGUGCGCCGAUCAGAACAUCAAUUUCAACAAAAAACCCGAAUGGUCGGUGUGAUUAUCAUAAACGUAUCUAUUUUUUAUUUUAUUUUAUUUUUCAGACCGUCCGGCCAAAUUUAGAAUAAGCCGUAUUUUUCCGAAAAUAUACGUACAAUUGGGUCCCGGUUUUUCGUUUAUCAGAAAAUCCUCCUGAGAACACAUUUCUAUGCGAGAAAAAAUUGGCCGGCGUAAAGCAAUUUAUUUUGCGAAGUAAAGGUUUUUUAAACUUCCAAAUGCCAGGAAAAUUGAAAUAAGAAUUUGGGAAACAUUGGUAAAGAGAUAUACAUUAUUGACGUGAAAAUUACGAAUUUGAUGUAGAGGCUGACUUCCCGAAGUAAUGCUUUUCUAAGCUGAAAUCGAAGUGCCAAUAUUUUUCCUGCUGAAAUGAUUUCAAAGUAAGAUGAAUUAACGUAAAAAAUUACGGAUGGAAUGUCGAGACUGGUUUUUUUUUUCGAAGUAGAGCUUUUCUAAGCUGAAAUUUUUCCCAAAAGAAGAUAAAUGAACGUAAAAUAAUUAGAUUUGAAGUCUCCUGCUGAAAUGUUGUCGAACGAAGUGAAAUUUACAUGAAAAAUGAUGGAUUAUGGCCGACUCUGCCAUUCAGAGCUUUUCUAAGCUGAAAUUGAAGUACUGAACCAAUAUUUGCCCUCCUAAACUCAUGUUAAUAUUUUUGUUGCUUGAUACAGCAUUUUUAUCACAUGUAUUACGGUUGACCAGAAUAUAUGUAACGAUUGAGAAAGAGUCCGUCCAGAAUACUUUGGUUGGCUACCUUGUGUCAUAAUAAAAUCAUGAAAUAAUAAUAUCAUAAAAUAAUAUACAUUCUUCCACUAAAAAAUUAUUUUGUGAUGAAAUGCUUCCUUUUUAAAUGGCUCAUAAUUUAUCCAGCUAAAUUUCUUGGAAGUGAAGGUUUUUCACAACCCUCUAAGGCUUGCUGAUGUAAUCCAGAAGUCAUUACGUGACUGACCUGCCAACAGUUCUAAUUAAAGCAUUAAAAUGCUCAUUUUUUACAGAUCAUAAACGCGACUAUGAUUUGAUGGAGGAAAACCGGUUUUAAAAUGACCAACAGAAAACAUCUGCGUUUAUUUUAAAAUAUUUUGUUGGAAAUUGCAUUUGACAUGCUUGAAUUCCGCUGUCAAAGUAUUGCUCACUGUCGAAUGGAAAUUAUUUUUUUUCAUUUUUUUUAAAGCAUUUUUUGUCGAAAUUUGGUUAGGUCGUGAAAAAUUUGCGAACUUCAGUGGUAAGAAGAAGUUUUGAAUUCCAGGGCUUGCCCCCUUCCGUACUGUGUUCGUUUUUUAUACUAUCUUCUAUUUCUUUUGAAGGUUUUGGUUAUAAAGAAAAGAAAAAAAGGUAAGUGCAUUUGAACUAAUGAAAGAAUUUAGCAAUUUCGCAGCUGCAGCUGGUUUACUGUGGCAACAUUCCGCCGUAUGUGUGUAUUUUUUCAAUUUAUAAAGCGUUAUUUCACGCCACCUGUGCAUUUCUCGAUGUCCGAGUGAAAAAUUCUCAAAUUUUACUGAAAUGUAAAUUGUUUGCAUAUUAAAAAA
Molecule: messenger RNA, 3436 nt
Organism: Notodromas monacha
Lineage: Eukaryota; Metazoa; Arthropoda; Ostracoda; Podocopida; Cyprididae
Source: the annotation of a GenBank genome assembly